Molecule: messenger RNA, 633 nt
Organism: Chelonoidis abingdonii (Abingdon island giant tortoise)
Lineage: Eukaryota; Metazoa; Chordata; Testudines; Testudinidae
Gene: LIF
Product: LIF interleukin 6 family cytokine
Biological process (GO): positive regulation of cell population proliferation; leukemia inhibitory factor signaling pathway; regulation of cell differentiation
Cellular component (GO): extracellular region
Molecular function (GO): leukemia inhibitory factor receptor binding; cytokine activity; growth factor activity
Source: RefSeq, a predicted model, not a curated record
AUGAAGUUCAUUCCAGCAGGUGUUGUCCCCUUGCUGUUGAUGAUCCACUGCAGAUUGGUGGUUGGCAGGGCACUGACAGUGAACCCCUCCAGCUCCAUGUGUGAAAACACGCAUGUGUGCAAACCCAACGUGGCUGAGCAGACCCGGAAGCUAGUGGUGCUGCUCAAUGCAACAGCUCAGGAUCUCUUCAGCAUCUAUCUGGACUGCCAAGGCGACCCAUUCAGCAGCCACCUGGAUGAACUCUGCAAUGCCAACGGAACCAACUUCCCUGACUUCCACGUGAACCGAACCAGCCAUAAGGAUAUCAUGGUGGCCUUAUACAAGGUCUUUGCCUUCCUGAACGCCUCACUGGGCAACAUCACCAGGGACCAGGAGGAGCUUAACCCCAUGGCCAAGGAGCUACUGGAGCGGCUCCACAACACCACCAAGACUACACGGGGCCUGAUCUCCAACCUGACCUGCCUGCUGUGCACCGACUACAAGGUCUCCCAGGUGAACGUUACCUACGGCAAGAGCAGUAAGGGCAUGAACGUCUUCAAGAAGAAGCAGCAGGGCUGCCAGGUGCUGAGAAGGUACGUGCAGGUCGUCUCCCAGGCGGCACAGGUCCUGCUACCUCACCUCUCGCAGGCAUGA